Messenger RNA from Centropristis striata (black sea bass), 3511 nucleotides. Its product is annotated as aryl hydrocarbon receptor-like. Gene Ontology annotation, biological process: regulation of transcription by RNA polymerase II. Gene Ontology annotation, cellular component: aryl hydrocarbon receptor complex; nucleus. The record is from RefSeq and is a predicted model, not a curated record. The transcript is spliced from 11 exons. Gene Ontology annotation, molecular function: protein dimerization activity; transcription cis-regulatory region binding; nuclear receptor activity. The coding region runs from base 10 to 2907 and encodes 965 amino acids. Lineage: Eukaryota; Metazoa; Chordata; Actinopteri; Perciformes; Serranidae.
AGAGCCGUCAUGUAUGCAGGACGCAAGAGGAGAAAACCAGUCCAGAGAGCGGUGAAGCAGGCUCCAGCUGAAGGGGCCAAGUCCAACCCGUCCAAACGGCAUCGAGACCGGUUGAACGGGGAGCUGGAGCGGUUGGCCAGCCUGCUGCCUUUCCCCGAGGAGGUCACCGCCAGUCUGGACAAACUGUCCAUCCUUCGCCUGAGUGUGAGCUACCUGCGAGCCAAGAACUUCUUCUCUGUCGCCCUGAAUGGAGUGAUUCCAGCUGGUGUGAGUGAUGACGACAGCAAAGGAGUGGUGGAGAACAAGAUUCCUGAAGGAGAACUGUUGCUGCAGGCUCUCAACGGAUUUGUACUGGUUCUCACUGCCAGUGGGACCAUCUUCUACUCCUCUCACACCAUCCAGGACUAUUUGGGCUUCCACCAGACGGAUGUCAUGCACCAGAGUGUGUACGAGCUGGUCCACACGGAGGACCAGCAGGAGCUCAGGAGAAACUUGCACUGGGCUCUGAAUCCUCCGCCUGCUACUGCACCUGCCAUCACCCAAGACUCACCCCAAGAGAUGGAACCGGACAGCAGCUCAGCUGUCAUCACCUACAACCCCGAGCAGCUUCCUCCAGAGAACUCGUCCUUCCUGGAGAGGAGCUUUGUCUGUCGCUUUCGCUGCCUCCUGGACAACUCCUCCGGCUUUCUUGCUCUGAACAUCCAGGGCAGGCUCAAGUUUCUGCAUGGACAGAACCAGCGGCAGGAGAACGGGGGAAAGGCCCCGCCUCAGCUCGCCCUUUUCGCCAUUGCGACUCCUCUGCAGCCUCCAUCCAUCCUGGAGAUCAGGACCAAGAACAUGAUCUUCAGAACCAAACACAAGCUGGACUUCACACCGCUGGCCUGUGAUGCAAAGGGGAAGAUCGUGUUGGGGUACACAGAGGCUGAACUGCGGGUCCGAGGAUCUGGCUACCAGUUCAUCCAUGCAGCAGACAUGUUGUACUGCGCAGAGAACCAUGUCAGAAUGAUGAAGACCGGAGAGAGCGGACUGACUGUGUUCAGGCUCCUCACCAAGGAGAACCGCUGGAAGUGGGUUCAGGCCAAUGCCAGGCUGGUGUACAAGAACGGCAAACCUGACUACAUCAUCGCCACCCAGAGGCCUCUUUUGGAUGAAGAGGGAGGAGAACACUUGCGUAAGCGCUCCAUGCAUCUACCCUUUACCUAUGCCACAGGUGAGGCCCUGCUUUACCAGUCCAACCAUCCCAUAGCCGCCUUUAGAGAUGGAAGCCAUGAGAAAAAUGGCAGUAAGUCAAAGAAGAGCCGGACUGAAAGGUUGGUGAGGGAUGGUCUGGACCCCGGCUCUCUUCUCGGGGCACUCAUGAGUCAGGAUGAGUCUGUGUACGUUUGCCAGCCCGCCCUGGAGCCCAAAAUGUCUUUCCAUAGCUUCUUCGGAGACCAAAUGGGCUUCUCUGACUCUGAACCCUCCAGCUUGCACAGGAGCUGGGACGAGCCGAGCAACGGAGUGCUUGGUCCGGGUCUUACAGAGCCAGGCACCAGCUUUGAUCCGCUGCUUGCUACCCUGGACUCCCUGUCUUUGGAAAGUCAAGGGGUUGUGGAUUCGGAGGAGGGGGGUUGUUCGAACGGCGACCUGUUUGGAGCUCUGGAGGGGCUCGGGCUGAGCGCCGAGGACCUGGAGCUGCUGCUGCUGGAUGAGCGGAUGAUCAGAGUGGAGAUGGACCCCGAGCGGGUGCCCACCUUGGACGACCUGCUGACAAACGACGAGAUCCUUUCAUAUAUCUACGACUCCAUAGAGGGGAAGAUUGAGUCCACGGAGCAUGGAGGACAGGUGCCUCCCAUUACUGCCUCGGUGACAGCCACAACAACGGCGUUGCUUCCUGAAAGUAAUGCCACUUCUGACACUAACGUGCAAAUGCAGUUUCCUCACCACAAGCCUCCUCCCAUGGGGCAGGCUCCCAUUGUCCAGCUGUCCCAGCAGAUGCAGCAGCACCUCAAUAUGCGGCCGGGUAAAGUGGCGCACGACUGGGGCCAGCAGCAGAGUGACCAUUUGGCAAACACGAUAGUUAACGGGGAGCUGCUGGGGCAAAGUCAAUCAAUCACCAAUGGACAAUGGACAGCCCAGGACAUUCUAGCUAGUGCAGGGAUACAACAUUAUAAAACACAACAGACUCUUUUCAACGGCAAAGCCUCGGAGCUGGACAGAGAGCUUCAUCAGACGCAUCAACACUACCUUCAGCAGCAGCAGCAGCAGCAGCCCAGGAUGCAGAACCAUCUCUCACAGCAGUGCCACGCCAAACAGAAGGCAGCCAACCUCAACGGACUGUGCGGUGUCUCCAGCUCGGAGCACUCGGCUGCAAAAUCCCAGUGGCAGGACUACGGGUUCAGCGAGAGUCUGGGCAGCAACUCCUGCCUCGAUAACGGCCAAAAACCUCUGACAAACACCUCACUAGAUUCCUGCAUGGAUUAUAGCAUGGCUGAUAUUGACAAUGUGGAUUACACGAUUAGCGGAAGCAGUUUGUUCGGGAGGAGCGGACAGCAGCACGGGGCCGAGUCCACGGUCUCGUCCUUCCAGGGGAUGAACCACAAACGGCAGCAGGAGCAGAUCCCGGUUCCUUUGGCUCAGGUCAUCUCCAGCCUGUCGCAGUGCCCACCCCCCAAUGCCUCGCUGGAGCAGAUCCUGGGAGUGGCCAAGCCCUGCCGGCAGUUAGACCCCUACGGCAUAGUUACCUCUGAGAUCCCUCAUGACCCCAGUCCCAAUAAGAUGGAGAACGGCUGCAUCCUGAGCAGUGCUUACCCAGGAGGCUGUGCUCUGCCCAACAGAAACGGCGCAGCGCCCCCUGCUGUCCAGAUGCCCGGCCCUGAGACUCUGUCCAGCCUCCCCGACCCUCCAGCCACAGGAUUCUACCUCUGACCAGCUGACCAGGAACAGUCAUGCAGCAGGACUCUGAAACACACAAUGACUGGACCAGCCUUAUACAUCUAGAUGACACAACAAACAAAGCUCAAUAAACGUAGGCCUAUAUGUUUUUUCAUUUCUUUCAUUUCCAGUUUGUAUUUUCUUUUCUUUUUUGUGAGCGUGUGGGUGGGAGGGGGUGGGGAUGGGGGAUCAUUGUGUUGUAUUUCAAGUCAUAUUAUCAUAUGAGUCCUAUGUUUACAAUAAUGCAGUCAAGAGUGCUCAGUUUUGAGUUUAUUUGAAGUAUUACAGAGAGGUAAAUAUGAGUUUUUAAAGAUGAGUUUCACAGAUCUGCGUUCAGAUACAACACAAAGCAGAAUUUAGAGUUAGAAGCAAAGGAAAACAAUGGAUUAUUCAAUAUUUAAAUCUAAGGAAAACACACUUCUCUCAUGUCAUAUUGGAUUUUGUUAUUUGCCGUGAAAGAGCAAGAUUACAUAGAUGUACAGAUGUAAUAAAUGUACAUGUAUUGGGUUCAAAUUAGGUGUUAUUGGUAAAUGAUUAAUGCUUGUUCACCAGAACAAUAAGUCAAUGAAUAGAAAACUGAUUAAUAUUUUUAGUCAUU